Xiphophorus couchianus (Monterrey platyfish) is the source of this 2637-nucleotide messenger RNA. Its product is annotated as sialic acid-binding Ig-like lectin 10. The record is from RefSeq and is a predicted model, not a curated record. The transcript has 8 exons. Bases 481 to 2172 code for a protein of 563 amino acids. Lineage: Eukaryota; Metazoa; Chordata; Actinopteri; Cyprinodontiformes; Poeciliidae.
UUUACCGUAGAAGCAAAUAAAAUCUAAAAAUGUUGAUCCAUCAAACACAUUUAAACAUUAUUGUAGGUCAAGUCCAAGAAAGUUAAAACAAGUCUAAAUACAAACUAAAAAUUUUCCACUUGUGGUUUCAGAUGCUCUUUGUGAUGCACACACCUUCAUGCAGACCACAACAAAACCCAGAAUCACUUCAUCGAUCAGGCUGGGUCGCUGCAAAGUGGGCGUCAAAGUUUCCUCUGCUGGCAGGAAACAAGUCUGUGCCGAUUUUCCUGAGAAGUCAAUCAGACUGCUGGAGUUUUGAACAUGAUGGUUUCUCAUCACGACAUCUAGACAAAGAUCACAGAGAUUUCACAGUCAUUUCCCUUUCAAACCACAAACCUGUUGAAUAUUUAACAUCCAGAGUCCUUCAGAGCUGUAAGUGGGACAGGUGUGGAAACAAGCCGACCUGCAGACGUCCAGUUGAGCUGAAAUGUGUCAGGAGUCAUGAGUUUCUCCACCGCUCUCAGUGGACUCCUGCUGCUGCUCUCCGGGUCAGCGGUCCAGAGCCAGAGGACCUGGGCAGUGAUCUACUCUCAGACUCAGAUCUGUGCAGUGGAAGGAUCAUCUGUGACCAUCAGCUGCAGAUUCUCUUCUCCAACCAGAGGAAACCAAGAUGCUCUUCUAGAAACUCUGUGGUUCCUUAACGACCGUCCUGUGGAUCUGAGGUCAGACCCAGACUCUAGAGGUCGGGUUCAGACUCUCUGUGGUCCGACUGCCUGCGCUCUGACACUCACAGACCUGAGAGAGAGCGACUCGGGUCGGUACCGGUUCUGGUUCAGAACAAACCGUGGAAGUUAUUCUGGUUCUCCUGGAGUCUCUCUGACUGUUACAGGUGACUUUUCACUGACGCGUGUCUUUAAGAGGAUUUCUGGAUCCUCAUGGUUUCUGUGUUCAGCUCUGCAGGUGAAGGUUCUGAAGUCAGAGCGGAGAGAAAGUUUCACCAGAGCAGAUCUGAAAUGUCUCAGCAGCUGCCGGCCUGAUCAUCAGUCCUACAUCUGGAUCAGAAACAGGCGGGAAAUCCUGAAGGAAAUGUCUCCUUCUGUUUCAGUCUCUGUUCAUCCUGCAGACACAUACUCCUGCUCUCUGAAAGGAAACCAGGAGUUUCCGUCUCCAUCAGUCUAUCCUCCUCUUCCUCCCUCCGUCUCAGUCAGUCCCUCUGCUGAGGUCGAGGAGGGAAGUUCAGUGACUCUGACCUGCAGCAGCGAUGCUAACCCAGCAGCUAGCUACUCCUGGUACAAGGACAGCAUCACCAGUUCUCCCAGUAAAGACUCCCAACUGGUCUUCAGCUCCAUCCAGUCCUCUGACUCUGGACUGUUUAUCUGUAAAGCUGAAAACCAGCUGGGCUGGAAAUGGUCUGAAUUCAAACUGAUUGAUGUUAAAUAUCCUCUUCUUCCUCCGUCCGUCUCAGUCAGUCCCUCUGCUGAGGUCGAGGAGGGAAGUUCAGUGACUCUGACCUGCAGCAGCGAUGCUAACCCAGCAGCUAGCUACUCCUGGUACAAGGAGGAUGAAGAGUCUCCCAACGCUUCAGGACAGAGCUUCACCAUCACUGACGUCAGACCUGCACACAGUGGAAAUUAUUCCUGUAAAGCUGAAAACAUCAGAGGAAGUCAGAGCUCCACCGUUCACCUGGAGGUCAAAGGUCAUCUUCAGCUUCCUGUGGUUUCUCCAGAACCAGAGCAGAACUCUGAUCCAAAUGGUCUAAAUGAUCCAGAUCUGCAGCUGCUGCAGGAAGUGCAGCUGUUCUACUUCCUGUCGUUUUCCUCUCUGUGUGUCUGUGGAUCUGCAGGAAGAAGAGGAGCUCCAAAGAACCAGCUGAGCUCGGAGCAGACGACCUGCAGCAGGAGGAUCCAGAGCAGCAGGAUGAGCUUCAGUACGCCAGCGUCCGCUUCAUCAGGACGCAGCCAGACGGAGCAGCUCAGAGUCCCAGAGGAACCCAGAGUUACCGAGACGCUGCUGCUGCUGGGCUGCAGAGAGUCACGUUCACCCCAAGAUCCAGACAUGAUGACACCAGAGAGGAUCCAGCCGCACUUUACAGCACUGUCAACAAACACAGCAACUGACAACAGCAACGACUCUACCCAUGAUUAUAUUUUCCUUUUAGUUUCUAUAUGUUGUAUCUCUGAACUGUCAAAGUAAUAAUGAUUAAUAUCCAUCCGUCCAUUUUCUUACAGCCUUGUCCCUCGUGGGGUCAGGAGUCUCUCCAGCGAGAGGCGGGGUCACCUGGACAGGUCGCCCCUUAAUGAUUAAUAGUAAUUAAAAUUAAUGUACAUAUAGAAAUAUAAACAUACAUAUUCAUUGAUAACAAUGGGGAUAAUUUGUAGGAUAUUUUAUUCAAUUGUGUAAUUCUGCUGUUUGGCCACCAGAUGUCAGAAUCAGAAAUGAUUUUUAUUUCUUAAAGCUGCUCAGGUUGAAAAAUCAGGCUGGUGAAAGUUAACAUUGCUAUAAUUAUAAUAACCAAAUAAUCACCAUAAAAAUGUGAAAAGCAUCUUAAUAAAUUUGAGCAAAACAAAAUAACAUCUGCUUGAGAUAAAUAUGACUCUGAUGAGAGGCUCUGUUGUUUCCUGUAAUUGUUUUUUUUAGCCUGUCAGGAGAAAACGAUGG